AUGUUACGGCUCUCGCGAAACGGUCGAAAUUGGAAGAGGUCACUUGUGAAAGCAAAGCGGAUUGGCGAAGUCAGUCCUCUUGUCAAAAGUGAUGCCAAGAACCCGGAAUUAAUCCCUCGAGGCUUUGCGCGUCUCCUCGAUCAUUCACAGGACAGUCUCAGACACAUACAGUGGCUUUGGAAGAAAGACAUCCUCGGCCAGGAUUCAUUUCUUAUCGGACCACCUGGACCGAGAAAGAGAUGGCUUGCGCUUGCCUCCGCUGAAUUAAGCAACAGAGAAGUUGAAUAUCUCUCUCUAUCACGAGACACAACAGAAACUGAUAUCAAACAAAGAAGAGAAAUCAUCGAUGGAAACGCAGUAUACAAAGACGCAGCGGCCAUUCGCGCUGCUGUGAACGGAAGAAUUCUUGUUUUGGACGGAAUCGAGCGCUGUGAGCGAAAUGUUCUCCCUGUUCUGAACAACUUGCUUGAAAACCGUGAGGUCCAACUUGAAGAUGGUCGAUUUUUGAUGGCGCCGAGUCGAUGGGAUCACCUUGUAAAGACAGGAAGCCCGGAACAAAUGGUAGAAGCUGGAUUGAUUCGUGUGGACGAGUAUUUUAGAGUGAUUGCUCUUGGCUUGCCAGUACCGAUGUUCAAGGGUGCACCGCUCGAUCCUCCACUUCGCUCGCGAUUUCAAGCCAGACAAAUCGAACAUUCAAAAUACCACGAUAUCAAAAACAUCACAGAAGCGUCACAAAAAGAGUCGCUCAGCAAACUUCUAGAUGUUGGAUAUGCUAUCAACUCCCCUGAAGCCAGAAAACUCGGCGCCGGAGUCUUUCCUGUCGACAUGGUCCCCCGGUUGUCGCCUUUGAUGAAUGAAUGUCACACACCCUUCGCUCUGUUUGACAGAUUGUAUCCUUAUGAAAGUGGAAUGCUUACCGAUAGCUCCGUAAAGAGCGUCAACGGCCUUCUAGCGUCUGACAAACUUGAUCUUCCACGAGAACGGCAUCAUUUGUCCGUUCAAAGUAUCAAUUUCGACAAUGAAAAAGCCGAAAUAAACGUCUCUGGAAAAACUGGACUCAUGAGCAAAGCAGAACAGAGUUUUUCAAUGCCCUCUGCAGCGAGUAAAAGCAGUGAGGUGAAUCAAGAUCGCUUGUUCUAUCCAACUGGCGGUCGACAACACCAGCUCGUCGAUAUUCUUGCAUCGCUGUCCGUUGGAGACGUGGCUUUGAUUGGAAACCGAGGUGUGGGGAAGCAAACUCUAGCGAACGAGGCUGCCCGACUUCUCGGACAAAAAGUAGAGCCGGUGCUUCUUUACCAGGAUAUGUCCGCCCGUGACCUUCUUCAACAGCGUGUGACAGACGACAAAGGUGAUACAAUCUGGCGAUACAGCCCUCUAGUGAAUGCAGCUAUCGAAGGCCGCAUCGCAAUCAUCGAUGGAUUAGAUCGACUCUUCCCAGGAACACUGGCAUUGCUCAACCGGCUCACGCAAGAUCGCGAAAUUUCGCUUCACGACGGGACACGACUUGUCUCCGCAGAAACAUUCGCGGAAAUGCUUUCCGAGCAGAAAAUCUCACCUGCCGAGCUCAACGAAAAAGGUAUUAACGAGAUCCACCCUGCCUUCAAAAUAAUUGCACUGGCGGAACCUCCUACGUCAAAAACUCAAUGGCUCACGCCGGAAAUUGUCCCUGGAUUUUUAUGGCACCAGGUUGCUCCUUUUCCACAAAAUGAUGAGACCAGUUUACUCGUUCAAUCCCUCGGCGUGGAACAAUCCGUUGCUGCUGAUAUGACUCGUUUUGCCCACUCCCUGAGAAGCAGCACCGACCCUGCUCUCAGAAGCAUCGCCCAAUCUUUCUCCACAAAACAGCUUAUCCGAGUAGCUCGGCGAAUCUCUGAGUACCCAUCUUUGAAUCUCCGCGAAGAACUUCAACGCGCAGCGCUAACCAACUUUUUGCCACUGUCGACCCAAGAAGCACUCGAUCGACAAAUGAGCUCGUUUCCAGCCCCGUCGAGUGCCAUAAAACCAACCCAAAUUACCUCAACUCCAGAUAGCCUCACAAUUGGUUCAGUUUCUUGUUCGAUUUCUCCUGCUGAAGAACCGAGAAAAGUUCCAUCUCCACUUUUUUAUCAUAAUGAUGCGCAAGAUAGAUUUGAUAACCCUUUCGAAAGAGUAUUGGAAGCUCUUUUAUCCGACUGGAUCCUUGGCGAACACAUUCUUCUUGUCGGCAAUCAAGGAGUUGGGAAGAAUAAGUUGGCUGAUAGGUUUUUGGAAUUGCUCCAGCGCGAGCGCGAAUAUAUCCAGCUCCACAGAGACACAACAAUCCAACAGUUAACGGCAUCGCCUGCACUGAGAGACGGAAAGCUUGUUUACGAAGACUCGCCCCUCGUCAAGGCUUGCCUGAACGGUCACGUGUUGGUCAUCGAUGAGGCCGACAAGGCGCCUACUCAUGUGACGGCAGUUUUGCGUUCGCUUUUGGAAUGUGGGCAUAUUCGGCUUCCAGACGGACGAGUCAUUUCGAAGGAAGACGAUGCCGAUAUUAAGUUACAUCCCAAGUUCAGGAUUCUAGCGCUGGCAAAUAGACCUGGAUUCCCCUUCCUCGGAAAUGAUUUCUUUGGAGCCUGUGGCGAUUCCUUUUCCUGCUUCGCAAUUGACAACCCGAGUAUUGAGUCUGAGAAGAAAAUGCUCAAGUCUUACGCACCAGACCUAGAAGAUCAUAUUCUCGACCGUUUGGUAGCUACUUUCGGUGAAUUACGAAGCCUUGCCGAUCGCGGUCAAACACAGUAUCCUUACAGUACUCGAGAAGCAGUGGCGAUUGUGAAGCAUUUCCAAAAGUACCCUGAAGAUGGCCUCCAGACUGCGUGUGAGAAUGUCUUUGACUUUGACAUUUACAACGAGGAGGCGUCAAAACAAGUGCUCGAGGUUCUUAUGCGUCAUGGUAUUCCAAUAAACGCUCGGAACGAUGAUAUUCGUCUUGCCGCCGAAUUGCGUCUGUCCGACCCGCCCAAGUCUCAGGGCCAUUGUAAGAAGGAAACGCUGAAUGUGGAAGAAGCUAACGUGCCUUUUAAGAGCUGGCCGAAAGCAAAGGACCACUCUGAACGACGUAACUUCUUUUCUGAGCAGCGAAGGUCAUUCCAACUACCUGAGUACGGUCAGUCGCAAAAGCCAGCUUCCGUCGCCAUUUCUUCGGAUAACAUCAUCUCCGUGGCAGUUCAAGGUCCCAUCGGCGUCUUUUCACACACCAAACCUGAUGGAAUUAUUUAUUUCGACUUAUGGGAUGCCUUUCAAAGUGGCCGCUACGGUUUCCAGCCGAAGCUCAAUAUCUGUGCUCUGCCAAACAACGAAUUUCUGGUCCAGGAAUCGGUUACCAAUCAAAUGAUGGUUCUUCGGCCUGAAGAAGAGUCUUCUUAUCGCCUUAGUCCGAGCUCGACCUUCUCAAGCAUCACAAAGUUUGGCUACUCUCGAGGAGAAGCAAUGCCUGGCGGCGUGAAUGACCCCCGCCCGGAUAAAAUGAUGAAAAACUUCCAAAUUCUGUCGCCGUACAGCGAGUCUGAUGGAAUUGUCUGGUUUUUCUCCGCCAACAAUCCGUUCAUUCACCAACUCACUUUUGUUGAAGAUGAGAGGCCAACGAUGAAACGUAUCGAUCUCGGAAUUCUGCCGAUGAGUGCUCAAGCUUUCGACAAAAACACUCUCCUCGUUGAAUCUGUUGAUGGUGAAUACUGGCUUGUGAAUCUUGAAUCUGGUCACAUGCAGUUCGUGGAAAACGGAGCACCGAUUUCAAUCAGUCCAUUUUCCAAGGAACCGAAAGAAGGCGAAGCUCCUGAAACUCCAAAACGCGGGUUCGUAUCCGGCUGGUCAUCAGCUGGCUGGCUCGUUGGUGCGCCAACUGCUGAUAAAUUCGAGGAAUUUCAGUAUCCAAGACCAGAAGAUGUCGCUGGAGCGACAAUGUCAAAGGCUCAUUGGAUUUCUCCAACUAUGGUUGCGCAACUUGUACCACCAAAACGCGUUCCUGGUUACAUCUUUACCGAAUCGAACCCUCGUCCUCUUGGCGCUGGAGCCUUCAUCGAAGUUACCGACUUGAAAGAGAAAAAAGUCUCUUACAUUCCAGUACCCGAAGUUGACCAUGAUCGCUGGUGGGCUGCUGCUAGAAAAGAAGACUUUGCCCUUGGUGCAAGUGUGAGUAACGGAACAGUCGUGACUGUGGAUGGUAUUGGAAAUGUUAGAGAGUUUGACAGCUGCCGCGAAAAUUUGGCAUCGGCGAUGACGCAGUGGAAAAAUAUGGUCGGCCAGGGCGAUGGAGAUGUUCGUCUCGAGUAUGAGCGUCAUUCCGGGCUUGAUACAUCAUCGCCUAAGCACGGAAAGGAAGACCCGAAGAAUGAGCCCCACGUUGGAGGCAACACUUGGGCUGGAGGCACUGGCGGUCGAGAUACUGCUGGCCUCGGUGGCAAAGGAGGUCCUUACAGACUUGACAAAGGUCAUGAUGUUCACCAAUUAUCGGAUGAGGAAAAGGCAGAUGUCCCCGAACACGUCCGUCGAGCAGCAAGAGAACAAGCCGAUGCAGCAUUGCGGGACAGACUGAAAGAAAUUAGCAUGAGUAAACAUGACCACGAAGCUUAUCAGCAGUUUCGAGAACCGAUUCGUAAUGAUAUCUCAAAUAUGAGAGCGCUUUUCGAGGGCCUUCAAGCAAAAACAAAAGAACGAGAGUGGCUCAAUAAUCAAACUGAUGGUGAACUUGACGAUAAUAAGCUAGUUGAAGGACUUGUUGGCGAGAAACUCAUUUAUCGCCGACGACGAGAGCCGGACAACAAUGACCAAGGGUUCGAUAAUCAAAAGCCGAAGCGACUCACGAUUCUUGCUGAUUGUUCCGCUUCGAUGUACCGAUUCAAUGGCACUGAUCAGCGACUUACUAGGCAGCUAGAGUCACUCUGCAUGGUGAUGGAAGGGCUUGAUUCAGAAGCAGCGAGGAACAAAGUGAAAUGGGACAUUGUAGGCCAUUCUGGUGAUCACCGCUACAUUCCCUUAUCACUCGUAGAGAACAUGCCCAAAACCGAUAAAGAGCGACUCAAGGUGCUUCAAGAAUGCGCUUCUCAUCCCCAGUUUUGCUUCCCGGGCGACAACACAAUCGAGGCGACCCGUGAGCAGAUCCGACGAUUGGCAGCUGACGAGGAAGCCGACGAGAGGUUUCUGAUCUUACUGACGGAUGCGAACUUGGAGAGGUAUGGAAUCCCGAUCAAAUACUUGCGAGACGCGCUUGACCUCGAUCAAGCCGUCAACACUUGCGUCAUUUGCAUUGGGUCGCUCGGGGAUCAAGCAGAAAGGAUGAAAAGCGAGCUACCAGCUGGGAGAUCUUACAUCGUGAAAGAGCCAAAUGAGAUACCAGCGAUUUUGAGAACGUUCUUCCAAUCGACCUUGCUCAAACUUUAG
Messenger RNA from Oikopleura dioica, 5400 nucleotides. Lineage: Eukaryota; Metazoa; Chordata; Appendicularia; Copelata; Oikopleuridae. The record is from the annotation of a GenBank genome assembly.